Messenger RNA from Rotaria sp. Silwood1, 1098 nucleotides. The record is from the annotation of a GenBank genome assembly. Lineage: Eukaryota; Metazoa; Rotifera; Eurotatoria; Philodinida; Philodinidae.
AUGAUGAAUGAACAAAGUGAUUUUGAAGAGGUUUUAUCUUUAAAAAGUUUUUCAAGAAAUCAACGUGCAGCAAUUGCCGAAGACACUUUGAACAAGGUCAAAGAUGGAUGGUACCAACCAUCUAAAGGUUCUCCGAUAAGUCUUGCAGAAGACAUUGCAUUUUCUGUGAAUAAUACUGUGGUUUAUACAGAAUAUGAUCUACACAAGAGAAAGAAAUUAAUCUUAAAUGCUGAUGAAACAAUGUCGACAUCAUUUGCAACGAAUAUGUCUUCGUCUUUAAAGAUUGAAGUUCGUCAUUGUACAACUUUACAAGCAGCUCAAUCGUUAGUUGCUGAGAUGGUUGAAGAUUGUAUUGGAGUAUUAAAUUUUGCAUCGGCUAAAAAUCCAGGAGGAGGUUUUCAAAGAGGUUCUAAUGCACAAGAAGAAUCACUUGCUAGAUCUUCAUCACUUUAUCCAACACUUAUUCAAAAUAGAGUUUUUACUGAAUAUUAUGAUUAUAAUCGACAUGGUAAAAGCGGUCUCUACAGUCAUCGGAUUAUAUAUUCACCAAGAGUAACUAUUUUCAAAGAUGAUAACGGAAAUUUAUUAUCUUCUCCAUAUCAUGUUGGUAUGGUAACAGUUCCUGCUCCAAACGCUAGUGUUGUUCGUCAAACAGAACUAGUUAAAAGUACGAUGAUGGAACGUAUUAGACGUUUAUUGUAUGUUUUCGAAGCGAACAAACACGAUAGUCUUAUAUUAGGAGCAUUUGGUUGUGGUGUUUUCAAAAACAAUCCAUUUGACGUAGCAGUUAUGUUUCGACAGCAUUUAGAAUCUGAUGAGUUUAAGAACUCUUUUAAACGAAUCAUCUUUGCAGUUUUAGAUGCUGACAUGUAUCAAGUAUUCAAGGAAGUAUUCACUAAUACUGAUUUGAGUUAUAUACAACAUGGAAUUAUGAGAACAUCUCUGAAUGACAAUAAUAACAAACAGCAUUUGUAUAGUAAUCGAAAGCAAAUGUGCAACAAAAGAGCAAAACAAAGAAGACAACGAAGCAGUAUCCUUAACGACGUUUAUGAUAAAAACUACAACGAUUAUUAUAAUCAUGAAGACAAGGAUGAAUAA